CUAAUCCUUCUCUUCGCGAACAAUCACGUCAUGUCCUCCUCUUCGGCAGCGGUGCCAAAGCACCUCAACUUCAUCACGGGGAACAAGAACAAGCUCGCAGAAGUCCAAGCCAUUCUCCAGGGCGUCAUCGAGCUGCAAAACCAGAAUGUCGAUCUGGUCGAAAUCCAAGGCACAGUGGAGGAAGUCACCAAAGACAAGUGCCGUCGAGCAGCCGAAGCCAUCAACGGACCAGUCUUGGUGGAAGAUACAUGUCUUUGCUUCAAGGCUAUGAACGAUCUCCCGGGACCGUACAUCAAAUGGUUCAUGCUCUCCCUUGGCCCGCUGCAGAUGCACAAGCUUCUCGAAGGUUUCGAAGACAAAUCUGCGCAAGCCGUCUGUACAUUUGGCUACAGCGCCGGCCCUGGCCACGAACCCAUCCUCUUCCAAGGCCGCACGGACGGCAAGCUCGUCCAAAGUAGGGGACCUACAGUAUUCGGCUGGGACUCAUGCUUCGAGUAUGAGGGACAGACGUAUGCUGAGAUGGACAAAAGCGAGAAGAACAAGAUCUCACACCGAGGAAAGGCGUUGGAUAAGUUGAAGGAAUGGUUGGGGAGCCAGGUUUGAGGCAUAGACGAUACCGCGCUUUUGCUUUCCUUUCGAUCCUUCAAAUGUCCAAAACCAAAUAUAUCCCAUGUCCUCAUGCUCAAGAAGGAAAGGAGCCAACUCACCACAUCUGUCAAUUCCGGAUAUGCCGUAAUCGCCCCUCUUCAGUUUAUAACCCUAUAGCCUUCC
Periconia digitata is the source of this 771-nucleotide messenger RNA. NCBI's taxonomy places the organism in Eukaryota, Fungi, Ascomycota, Dothideomycetes, Pleosporales, Periconiaceae. The record is from the annotation of a GenBank genome assembly.